CGCCGAUGCUGACACCUCUCCUCCUAGUCACCAUAGCCUGACUUCGGCGUGUUUUGGUGGCUGUGAAGUGUUUCGGGUCCUGUGCCACUUGUGUUUGAUUGUAUGUAGCCUUGGCCCUUGGUUUUACCUUGGGAUGACUCGUCACGCACGAAACUGCACUGCAGGGGCGGUGUACACUUACCACGAGAAACAGAAGGACACGCAAAGUUGCGGCUAUGGAACGCAGCGAAUGCGCCUCGGCAAGGACGCCGUGAAAGAUUUCGACUGCUGCUGCCUGUCGUUACAGCCGUGCCGAAACCCCGUUAUCACACCAGAAGGCUACCUGUAUGACAAGGAAUGCAUCCUGGAGUACAUAAUCAAACAGAAAACAGAGAAUGCACGUCUCCUGAAGGAAUACGAAGCUGAACAAAGGAGAGAGGCUAAAGAACUGCAAGAGCUGGCCCUUGCAGAAGAACGUUCCAUGGCGGAAUCCUUUGUUUGCAAGGAACGCGCCAUUGUGAGCUGCUCAGCAUCGACAUCCUCCUCACUGGGUUCAAGUGUGUCCAAUAUGGUCAAUGGCAAAGACGCUCAGCUGCCAAGCUUCUGGGUUCCCAGCCUGACACCAAGUGCAAAGAAGGACAAAGCUGUCAAACCGAGAAACGUUGUGCUUUGCCCUAUGAGUGGAAACCCAAUCAAGGCCAAGGACUUAAUUCCGAUCAAGUUUACUCCCGUGGUGGACCCCGAUGAGAAGGCAUCCCUCAUUACAAAAAAGGCACGAUACAUGUGCGCUGUGACGCAUGACAUCCUUGGUAACUCCGUGCCUGUCGCAGCGCUGCGAACCUCGGGUAACGUUGUCACGAUGGAGUGUGUUGAAAAGCUGCUGAAGAAAGACUGGGUGGACCCUACCAACAGCAAGCCACUCAAGGAGUCUGACAUCAUUCCACUGCAAAGGGGCGGCACUGGCUAUUCAAGCACCAACCUCGCUCUUGAUGCCAAGGUCAAGAAACCAGUGAUGACUGUGUGAAUCCAGAGCAUGGGCUCUGUUGGCUUCAUUCAUGGGUAAAAAAUAAAUAGCUUUUGAUGGCUGUC
Molecule: messenger RNA, 1068 nt
Organism: Rhipicephalus microplus (southern cattle tick)
Lineage: Eukaryota; Metazoa; Arthropoda; Arachnida; Ixodida; Ixodidae
Product: nitric oxide synthase-interacting protein
Cellular component (GO): nucleus
Molecular function (GO): ubiquitin protein ligase activity; zinc ion binding
Source: RefSeq, a predicted model, not a curated record